This is a messenger RNA of Pseudovirgaria hyperparasitica, 2418 nucleotides long. RefSeq lists its product as uncharacterized. The transcript is spliced from 2 exons. The record is from RefSeq and is a predicted model, not a curated record. The coding region runs from base 68 to 2197 and encodes 709 amino acids. NCBI's taxonomy places the organism in Eukaryota, Fungi, Ascomycota, Dothideomycetes, Acrospermales, Acrospermaceae.
CCCUAAUUAUACCCGGGCUCGCAUAUCGUUCUUAUGCUGUCUCAUUCAAGUACUGGGCCGGGCCUAGAUGAUAGGGCAUGUCGCAACGCUGGACUCGUCAUCGAAGCCUAGACAUAUUGUUUCUCGGGGCAAUGCAAACAAUUGCUAUGUCGUUGAUCUCGGAGUGAAGGAUGCGUGUCAGCUUAUUAUGUCUCCAAUCACAGAUCUAGGCAGUUCGCCUGUAACCUUCUCGUCUGCUGUGGCAGACAAGAAUCGUUCUGGGCCCUUGCAUCCAUUUUCGCAGAAUCCAUUCGUUACACGCCAGGACGUCGUAAAUGCUGUGGCCUCUUUGCUCGACCCCCUUGCUCAUGGUACCUCCGACGAGGGAGGUCUCGUCAAAGUCGGCGCAACAGGGACUCGCUUCGAUGAGACAGCCGCGCAAAUCGAGGGCUAUGCUCGACCAUUAUGGGCGCUUGCACCUCUCCUCGCUGGAGACAGCAAGUAUGCUGGCACACAGCGCUUCGUCGAUGGGCUGGUUAACGGCACCGACCCGAAAAGCCCGCAGUUCUAUGGUUGGAUGGAAGAUACUGAUCAGCGAAUGGUAGAAGCGUGUCCAAUUGGUUACACCCUGGCCAUUGCUCACAAGGAUUUUUGGGAUCCUUUGAGCGUUGAGCAGAAGAGCAACGUUUCCACGUGGUUGGACAGCAUGAACGCCAAGGUCAUGCCCAACACGAACUGGCUCUGGUUUCGUGUCUUCGCAAACUUAGGACUGGCUAAAAACAAAGCUCCAUACUCGGAGGAGCGUCUCGAAGCCGAUAUCAAGCAACUCGAUACGUACUAUCGCGGUGAUGGAUGGUCUAACGAUGGCCCAAAAGGCUAUCGUCAGAUGGAUUAUUACUCCGGUUCAUUUGCUAUCCAAUAUCUGCAGUUACUGUACGCCAAAAUAGCCGGAGAUCGUGACCCAGAGCGAGCCACGGAAUUUCGUAAAAGGGCUGGACUUUAUGCUCAAGACUUUGUCCAUUACUUUGACCCCGAAGGUCGUGCAGUCACCUUCGGUCGGAGUUUGACUUAUCGAUGGGCAAUGGUGGCCUUCUGGUCAUCUGUUGCUUUUGCAGAUGUCGAGCUUUCUGCACCCUUAUCUUGGGGCGUUGUGAAAGGAAUAUUUCUGCGGAAUCUGCGAUGGUGGUCAACCCAGCAUGAUAUCUUCCAACCCAAUGGCAUGCUUUCGCUCGGCUACUCAUAUCCGAAUAUGUACCUGCUUGAGAAUUACAAUAGUCCUGGCUCGCCGUACUGGUGUAUGCUUGCUUUCGCGGCGCUUGCAUGUCCGGCGACACAUCCGUUCUGGUCCUCCCCUGAAGAGCCACACCCCUGUGCAUCAACACGCAUCCUUCGUCCUCUACCACAUCCACGACACAUCUGUGUCCGCUCAGCAGGUCACACCUACCUGCUGUCCAGCGGCCAGACGUGCCACUACGCGCUGAAAGCCCCCCAAGCCAAAUAUGGAAAAUUCGCAUACUCGUCUGCCUUCGCCUACUCCGUGCCCACAGGCUCAUACACAUUAGAGCAGCAUGUCCCUGAAUCGUCUCUCGCGCUCUCCGACGACGGCGGCGAGCUAUGGAAAAUGCGCCGCGCGCUCGACGGAGAUAGCACCAUCGAGACUUUCGACGACGUCCCCGUACUAGUCAGUAGCAUGAAACCCUGGAGCGACGUACAAGUAACCACAUACCUAAUCCCGCCAUCCUCAUCCUCCGAUAAGCCUGAAAGUGCCUAUCAUAUCCGUGCACACAGAAUCACGACCGCCCGGGCUUUGCAAUCCGCCGAAGGUGCAUUCGCAAUCUACGGGUGUCGCGCCGUCGACGGCCGUACGCUUGGUCCAUGGUCCGACGAGCGUCAGGACGGAUACUGGUACGACAAGACGUCCGUCUGGGGUGUGUCACGCUCCGGAGCUGUUGGCAUACGGGAGCUUCAUCAGCGCGAACGGCAUGGUGGGAUGUGUCUUGCGGAUCCGAAUUCAAACCUCGUGGAGCAGCGGACGAUGCUACCCACGUUGUAUCGCGACCUGAGUGCCGGCGAGACGGUGUGGCUUGUCAGUGCCGUGUUUGCGGUUCCGAGUAGUAAAUAUGGAUGGAAGUUGGAUUGGAAGCAUUUGUGGGACGAAGAACCUGUCGUGCCGGCGUGGUUGGAGAACAUCAUUGCAAACGAUGGAAAAGCCGUCUGAAGAGUACUGUGUGUGAACAGUGUGCUCGCGUUAUUUAGAGGCUACUCUAGCGCAUUAUGCCAUGAACGUGUAUGCCAGCUGUGCGUUCAAUGAAACUUACAUAAGUCAGUUUUAGAUAGGUACGGCUGGCUGCGUAGUAUUCAUUCAGCUGUAAAAUCUCACACAGGCGCGUGGGAUCGAUACUCAUCUGUAAAGCCCCCGACACAAUAAAUGUGAUGUAU